UCCCAUGUCCCAGCUACGCCUGUCGUCGACAUCCAAAGGGCCUGGGCGACGCCCUCGAACAAAUCGUCUCGGAUCCAUCAGCUCUGGCAUCGAUGGCCACAUCGAGGUCCGGCGGGCUUCUGCCUCUAGUGCUUCCAAGGUUCAACGAACUUCGAAAACAUCACAGAAACUUGUCGUCCUACCGUCUGCACCCCAAACGAAACUUUUACAAGCGGACAACGAUGAAGACUUGACGCUAGGCUAUGAGACAGAUGCUGGUAUCACAGUGCGCGAGUACAAGAGCGAAGCGGAGCGGAUGUCAAAGGAGCAGCGGCAUCGAGCAGGGUACAAACGGUUGACGGCGUACUGUGUGGCAGAAGUAUUCAAUAUGAAGCUCCUGACGUCGUACUUGAAGCGCGAGCACAACGUUUCACCCCGUAUAUUUGAUGAGGCCAUGUAUGCGAUGUACCAUUUACCUCUCUUGCCGGGAUACGGACCUAGCUCCAACAUUCGAUCAUCUGCAUUCGCCAGUAGUGAUGCCAGCAUGAACAUACAGACCCGUCUCUCGGAAGCAGAGGAAAAUGGAUACCAAGGAACGUAUUUUCCCCAUAACGCAGCAAAUUCUUCAUCGCCCAAUCGCGACGGCUACAUCUUAUCAUCACCAGUCAUGGCGCGUGGAGCCUACGAAAUGGAGAUAUCCGAGGCAGAGCAUACCACUGUACAGUCAGAUACCGAGCGUGAGGCAGAAUCCCCUGAGGUCCGAUUCGUGAAGCCGCCAGAGCAAACCAUUAAUACCGAUGACGUAGCUGAGGUCGUGUUUUUUGAGUACGGCGUGGUAGUAUUUUUCGGCCUGGAUGAAGGGCAGGAAAGGAACAUACUAGAAGAUAUCGAGAACGCCAAAAUCAUGGAUAGGAAGAUUACAGAGGUCCAUUGGGAGGUCGAGGAGUGCCAUUUUGCAUAUGACACUCAUAUUGCUUACCCUCGAAUAUACAAUGACUUCUUCACGCUUAAAUCACGCUCUCACCUACUCAAAUUGUCCAUUGCUCAUGCUCUCGCGCAAUCUACCCUUCUCGCACGCUACGAGACAAAUGCACAACGCGUACUCUCAUCACCUUCGACGCUCUCCAUACCUAAACAGCUUGCUGAAUCGGGAGCUUUACAACUGCGACGAAACGAAGCAUUGAAGCUCACAGGUCGAUUGUUCAAGCUGAGACGGGAUAUAAACUUGGUUUCCAACGUGCUUGACGUGCCAGAGCUGUUCUGGGACGAAGCGAGCUUGAAAGGGCUCUAUGAUGCGGUGCGGGAAUACAUGGAGAUUAAAGGCCGUGUACAGGUGCUGAAUGAGAAGCUGGGCAUCGCGAGUGACUUUCUGGACGCCAUUCAUGAGCAUCUCAAUAAUUCGGCGAUGGAGCGCAUAACAUGGAUAGUGAUAUGGUUGAUUGUAGUGGCUAUCAUUGUAGACUUGGGUGAAGUAGUCGCGCGCCUGAUCUUCCACGCUGCUCUAGACAAUAAGCCAACUCUGUUCACGUUGGCACCAGUGAUAUCCAAAGAGGAGGUGCUCUACACUCUGGACAGGAUGGCUUCAAAUUGAAUGUUUAGCAUAUCGGUUGUUUACUUACUGUGUGAUGUAUGUAUCUUAGGCUGCAUCAAUCAAGAUGGGUUACAUUAUUACCGCCCG
Molecule: messenger RNA, 1657 nt
Organism: Guyanagaster necrorhizus
Lineage: Eukaryota; Fungi; Basidiomycota; Agaricomycetes; Agaricales; Physalacriaceae
Product: DUF155-domain-containing protein
Exons: 7
Coding region: 5-1570 (521 amino acids)
Source: RefSeq, a predicted model, not a curated record